AUGCACCUUUCAUAUUACAGAAAAUGGAUCAGGCAGAUCUAUUAUUGGAGCAUUUUCCUUGAGAUUAUUUAUUUCUAUUGUACUACAUUUUACUGCAACAUUUCUUUCUUUCCUUCCUUCUUUCUUUCCUUCUUUCUUUCUUUCUUUCCUUCUUUCUUUCUUUCCUUCUUUCUUCUUUCUUUCUCUCUUUCUUUUCUGUUUUCAUUUAGUUUCAUUAUUUUCCGUGUUUUGCAUUUUUCUUUUUUCCUUCUUUUGUUUGUUUGUUUCUUUCUUUCUUUCUUUUGUUCCAUCCUUCUUUCAUUUUCCUUCUUUCUUUUUCUUUCUUUUCUUUCUUUUCUUUCUUUCUUUCUUUCUUUUGUUCCUCCUUUCUUUUUUUUAGUUUCAUUAUUUUUCCGUGUUUUGCAUUUUUCUUUUUUCCUUCCUUCUUUCUUUCUUUCUUACUUUAUAUCUUUUUGUUCCUUUUCUUUCAUUUUCCUUCUUCCUUUCAUUCUUUCUUUCUUUCUUUCUUUCUUUUAUUCCUUCUUUUUUGUUUCUUUCUUUCUUUUUGCACCAUCUUUCCUAUUGUUUAUAAUUUCUUUCAUAAAUGGUUAUAUCUAUUUUGUGUUGCAAUUUCCUCAUAACGUCUUCAAUGUUAUUUUUCUUUCCCUCGAAACCCUUUUCCCCCUUCAUUCCUUCCUUGUCAAGAGACUUGCGAUGCUGAUUCCUUCCUUUUCCUGUUCCCGCCAUUCAUUCAUUGCCGUUCAUUCAACAAUAUCUUUUCUAUCAUUUGCAUAUUUCAUUUCACACUCAGUGCUAAUAACAUGCGUUCAUUCUCUCUCUCAGUCUCCCCCUCUCUCUCUCUAUCUAUCUAUCUAUCUAUCUAUCUAUCUAUAUAUAUAUAUAUAUAUAUAUAUAUGCUAG
Acanthosepion pharaonis is the source of this 900-nucleotide messenger RNA. The record is from the annotation of a GenBank genome assembly. NCBI's taxonomy places the organism in Eukaryota, Metazoa, Mollusca, Cephalopoda, Sepiida, Sepiidae.